Molecule: messenger RNA, 3750 nt
Organism: Nicrophorus vespilloides
Lineage: Eukaryota; Metazoa; Arthropoda; Insecta; Coleoptera; Silphidae
Product: importin-4-like
Exons: 11
Coding region: 114-3314 (1066 amino acids)
Biological process (GO): protein import into nucleus
Cellular component (GO): nucleus; cytoplasm
Molecular function (GO): nuclear import signal receptor activity; small GTPase binding
Source: RefSeq, a predicted model, not a curated record
AACUUUGACGUUUGUCGUCUGUUUCUUGUUGGUGAAGUGUGUAGCGUGGCCAGGCGUGGCAUCAUUGCCGGACUUUUAUUGUCUUUAUUUUAAGCUUAUUAUUUCUCUUUGAAAUGGAACAAAUCUUGCAGAAAUUGCUGGUCGCAGACAGCAAUGUCAUACAGCAGGGUACUAAGGAACUCAAGGAGGCUUUCAAAAAGCCCGGGGCGAUUGGUGCUCUCUGUGACAUCUUGGUAUCAUCUGGCAGCCCUCAAGUCCGGCAAACUGCCGCCGUCGUCUUACGCAGAAAACUAGCUAAGAAACAUCAAUGGUCCAAAGUGGACGCGGAAACUCGCAACAGAAUCAAGGGGGGUAUGUUGCAAGCUCUGGUCAAUGAACCUGAAAAGUUGGUGAAGAAUUCCAUUGCCCAAUUCAUUGGGCUCCUGGGAAAACAUGAGUUCCCAAACAAGACAUGGCCUGAGGUUUUGCAAUUCAUAGAUCAACUGUGCAGAAGUGACAACCUUUUAGAUAAAGAGCUUGGAAUGUAUACAUUAUCUAUUAUGACUGAGAUAUCUAAGGAAAGUUACAUUGAGCAUUCAGAGGAGAUGGCUAGACUCUUCAUCAAUAUCCUGAAUGGAUUGCCAGAUUUGAGCUCAAAUUUGGCUUACUACACAGUCAUCACCAUGAAGAAUUUAGUUUCUGUCAUUGGAGGACACCAACAGAUGAUUAACAUUUACCACGGGUUGUUGCCCCGCGUGCUGGAAGUGAUCAACUUGUUCUCGCAAAAUGACGAGAAACGCGCGUGCGAAAUGUUCGAGCUCAUUGAAGAGUUGAUUGAAUACGCCGUAGCUGUGAUUGUUCCACAUGUGAGGCUUGUAAUUGAGAUGUGCUUGCAAAUCGGCAGCAACAAGGAGCGUGAUGUUAGUGUUCAGAUCAAGGCAAUUGGAGUAGUUGGCUGGUUGAUCCGCUCAAAGAGCAAGGUUGUCCAGAAGAAUAAACUGAUCGAACCGAUCAUCGAUGUCGUCAUGCAAUUGAUGGCGCAUCAACCGGAGGAUGAUAUUAACGAAGAGUACUUUGAAGGUGAUCCCGAUCAGUUCACCUCGACGACGGUAGCAGCUCAGACCUUAGACCUAAUCGCACUGUACGUGCCGCCCGAGAAGGUCGUACCUUUCAUACUGACCAGAAUUGAACCUGCUUUGCAGACCAACGAUGUUUACGCCCAGAAAGCUGCGUACCUCGCUUUGGCUGUACUUGCCGAAGGCUGCUCGGAGCAUAUUAGGAACAAAUACUUGGAGUCUUUCCUGAAGUGCAUCUACAAUGGCAUCAGGAAUCCGACCGUCGUCGUCAGGAAUGCCGCAUUUUUUGCUUUAGGACAAUUCUCUGAACAUUUGCAACCUGAGAUCAGCCAGUAUUCAGCUGAGCUGUUGCCUGUGUUCUUUGAACAUUUAACACAAGUCUACUCUUCAAUGGGCCAGAACAAGCCUGAACCAAAUGGGCUCGAGAGGAUGUUCUAUGCCUUACAAAGUUUCUGCAUGCAUCUGGAUGAUGGUCUUUUACCUUUCCUACCCACACUCAUGGAUACCUUAUUAGUUGCAUUACAUCCUAACAGCUGGUCUUUAAAACUCAAACGAUUAGCGCUGAGCACUUUAGACUCUGUCGCCUGUGCAGUCAAGGAUAAGAUUUUACCUUACUUCGAUAAACUUAUGGAGAUUUUAACGAUUUACAUCAACGCCGAUCCUAAUGGAGAUCUCAUCGAGUUGCAAUCAUAUGCCUUAGAAUGUUUGGCCAGUAUUGUUGAUAAUAUUGAACCGGAACAUUUUAAGCCAUUGGCACCGCAGACAUUGCAAACUGCUCUAAAGAUUCUGAGCGAAACCGAUGACCCUGAUGUUAGGAAAAGUCUGUAUCCUCUUUUCGCUGCUUUAUGCAGCGUUAUGAAAAGCGACAUUUCUGGGGAUCUGCAUACAAUUAUCGGAGCCAUGAUCAACACCAUUCAAAGUAGUGACGGAAUUAUUGCUCACUAUGUGGAUGAAGAAACCGACGGGUUGGAUAUUUACGAUGAACUUUCGGACUCCGAUAAUGGUGAAGAGGAUAUCGACGGUGAAAGUGAGAGCAGCGACGACACGCAAUGUAGGUAUACCGUGGAGAACUCUUACAAUGAAGAGAAAGAACAAGCCUGCUUGUCGAUUACUGAAAUUUGCAAGCAUAUGGGUUCCGAUUACUUACCGUUCAUGGAUAAGAGCUUCGAGGAAAUCUUCAAACUGGUAAACUAUCCCCAAGAUGAUAUCAGGAUCGCGGCUAUUUUGGCACUUGAACAAUUCUGCAUCACCCUUUAUUCUGCAAACACCGGAAAGGAUGCUUUGUACAAAGCUCUGCAAAUGUUCAUUCCAAAAUGCUCCGAACUGAUCAGGUCAGACGAAGAACAGAACAUUGUCAUGAAUGCCUUAAACGCAUUUGCCAAUCUUUUGGAGGAAAUUAAAGGCGACGUGUUGGUCGGUGAUGGACACCGGGAAGCAAUCAUGAAUUGCGUUAUUGAUAUUUUAACUCACAAGACUGUUUGUCAAGAUCAUGACGUUGGUGCUGAAGGUGUUAUGAAUGAAGAGGAAUCAGAGCAGACAGAACUACUCCUAGAAUGUGCGGGUGAAGUUAUACCAAAGUUUGGUAACGCUCUCAGGCCGGACGAUUUCUUCUGCUAUUUCCCCAACAUUCUUCAAUUGUUAACAAUUCGUGCUAAAAACACUAUUAGCAUCAGCCAAAGAUCUUUUGCUUAUGGUACUCUAGCAGAAUGCAUGAAGCCAUUGAGCACCUAUGUGGAGAAGUUUGUGCCGCAGUUGUUGCAUCUCUGGGAAGCCGGAACGAAAGAUUCCAGUGAAGAGGUUCGCAACAAUUCGGUAUAUGGAUUAGGCGAAAUGAUUUUCCAUGGAAGGGAUUGCCUGUAUUCGAAAUAUUCGGAUAUUUUGGUUGGACUGUCGAUGAUGAUAACGAAGGAAUCGCAUGCGGGUACUAUGGACAAUAUUUGCAGUGCAUUAGCCAAAAUGAUCAUCAACAAUUCGAGUCUAGUACCUUUGGAUCAGGUCUUCGAGGUGCUCAUCCAACAUUUACCGCUCAAGACGGAUUUCCAAGAGAACGAGGCUAUAGUUAAAUGUUUAUUCAAGCUCUACAAGGAGGAGAAUCCUGUUUUAAGAACACACCUGGAGAGCGUUAGCAAAGUAAUAGUUCAUAUCUAUUCCAACAAGCAGUUUUCCGACAAAGAAUCCGAGAAUUUGACCAAUCAGUUCAUGGAGACACUAGUUAACGACUUUCCGCAAGUGUUCAAUCCGAUCUUUGCGGCGAAGUGAUGACCAGAUGACGGUCAUCUAAUUCCUUUCGCUAUGUAAUAACUCUAAUUUACGUUUGCAUGAUGCAUGAUAUAUUUAUUGUUAUUUUUGUUUAGAGUAUAUUUUAUGUGUUUGUUGGAAUUAAGUUCAAAAUGUUAUAAACAAAAGGGAAAAAAUGGCGGGUACCAUCAAACAUACAACUGAUCUAUAUACAUAUAUAUAUACAAUGUGUUGCAACAUCCCUCCCACACGGACUCGAGAGAAAUAAUAAUAAUAGCUUUAAAGAAGAAUGUAUUUUGUAAAUUAUUUUUCUAUUUAUUUUUUUUGUUAAAUCGCCGUUCGCCUAUUUGAUAUAUUUAUAUAUCUUCCUAUUCUGUGUUUAUUUUGGACCAUGAAACUACUACAUUUGACACCAUUUUCGUUGUUGCUUAUUCUCUUAUUAUAAUCACAAUUAUAA